AUGAUGUCUCAAUACAAUAGUAAACUAAGAACUGAGAUGUUGCACAAUGCAGAUGGGAGUCACUCUUACUUGUUCCAUCAGCAGGAAAAGCAUAUCGACUGGAUGCGAAUCGGUGCUUUUACUCUUGACUCUCCAAUGUCACUCCUGACUGAGAAUUUGAGCGGUCAACUGAAAGUUCCAAGGGAAGGAACCAUAGAACGAAUGUUGCAAACCACUGGUUCAUGUAUUAUUAAAAACAUCAAAAGCGGUAUUUGGAUAGCAGAUUUACAGCUUGUUCGUUGCCCUGUAUGUGACCUCAGUACCUGUGAUGGAACAAUGCAAACACUGGAUGCUAGGCACUUUGAGCUGUUUCUGAAUGAAGAAUACAAAAAUGGAAGCUGGGAAUACAAUCUCAUCGGAUCUCAUAAGCUACAGAAAGACGCAAUUGCAGCUUGUGGAGCCAUAUUCGAUCUGAAGCACCUUAAAGCAUCUUCAUCCUCGGGGAUUCUCCAACUCAAGUCGUGGACCGGAGAGCCAGAUGAUUCCCAACCCAAAGCAGUAAUCGCAACCCACGCAGUCGCUGUUCACACAAGACUACAAGAAAACGAAGGAAUCCUUGUGAAAUAUCACACGAUGAAGGCAGGAACUGAUGGUGACAUUGUUUCCAUCAGAAUCUCCCAGCAGCUACUCUGA
Thlaspi arvense is the source of this 672-nucleotide messenger RNA. NCBI's taxonomy places the organism in Eukaryota, Viridiplantae, Streptophyta, Magnoliopsida, Brassicales, Brassicaceae. The record is from the annotation of a GenBank genome assembly.